AUGUCAGAAUCUUCUCAACCGUCCACAGCCAACAUUGCAGCUGCGUGCGCCAUCCUCGCUGGUGUCACUGGCUAUAUGCUCGGACAGGCAAAAUCUCUCGGCUUCUUUGGCGGAAGUCCUAUCUCACAGCCAGUAAAAUCGAAGAAGGAAAAGGCAGACGACUCGGAAGACGAAUCGAGCGACGACGAGAAGGACAGUACACCAGCCGACUUUCCAGGCCAGGAAGAAUGCAAAAUGGUCUUGGUAGUACGAACAGACCUCGGGAUGACAAAGGGCAAGAUUGGUGCGCAGUGCGGGCAUGCGACACUGGCUUGCUACAAGCACUUCCUCCGAACCUCACCAAACUCCAAUAUACUCAAGCGUUGGGAGCGACUAGGGCAAGCCAAGGUCGCGUUGCAGGUCAAGAGUGAAGAAGAGCUAGAGCUGUUGCAGGCGCAAGCACUGAGUCUUGGCCUGGUAGCACACAUUAUCCAUGACGCUGGGCGAACACAGAUUGCAAGCGGAAGUGCGACUGUACUAGGCAUUGGACCAGCGCCAAAGAGUGUCAUAGAUCAGGUCACCGGGCAUCUCAAGCUGCUGUAA
Bipolaris oryzae ATCC 44560 is the source of this 582-nucleotide messenger RNA. RefSeq lists its product as uncharacterized. The coding region runs from base 1 to 582 and encodes 193 amino acids. Gene Ontology annotation, molecular function: peptidyl-tRNA hydrolase activity. The record is from RefSeq and is a predicted model, not a curated record. Lineage: Eukaryota; Fungi; Ascomycota; Dothideomycetes; Pleosporales; Pleosporaceae. The transcript is spliced from 2 exons. Gene Ontology annotation, cellular component: mitochondrion; cytosol.